GGCCCCUUCCCUAGGUCCUCCGCGCUACUCUGUCAGGCCCCGCCUAUUUUCUGCUCUCCUGGACCUUUAGGCUUGUCUUGGCCCAUUUGAAGACCAGGAAGUUGAUAAAUCGCGAGGCCCGCUGCUGAGAGACGGUGGCUCGGAUGGGACAGUCGCCAGGGAUGGCGGAGCGUGAGGAUGGAGCGGGUGUCCGGGCUGCUCUCCUGGACGCUGAGCCCAGUCCUGUGGCUCUCCGGCCUCUUUGAGCGGGGAGCUGCCCGGCAGCCCCGGAUCAUGGAAGAAAAAGCGCUAGAGGUUUAUGAUUUGAUUCGAACUAUCCGGGACCCAGAGAAGCCCAAUACUUUAGAAGAACUGGAAGUGGUAACAGAAAGUAGUGUGGAGGUUCAGGAGAUAAACGAAGAAGACUAUUUGGUUAUUAUCAGGUUCACGCCAACAGUACCUCACUGCUCUUUGGCAACCCUUAUUGGGCUGUGCUUAAGAGUAAAACUUCAGCGGUGUUUACCGUUUAAACAUAAGUUGGAAAUCUACAUUUCUGAAGGAACCCACUCAACAGAGGAAGACAUCAACAAGCAGAUAAAUGACAAAGAGCGAGUGGCAGCUGCAAUGGAAAACCCCAACUUACGGGAAAUUGUGGAACAGUGUGUUCUUGAGCCUGACUAAUAGUUUUAAGAGCCACUUAACUUUAAUUGUUUGAUAUUUUUGUUUAAAUUCUUCGUAAAAUGUAAAAGACAUGUUUAAUACAUAGGUAUUUGUACCUCAAGGCGUUUUUUUAACAGACGAUUUGCAAGCAAGAUUUAAUUAUAAGUAGUACCUAGUUUGUUCAGUGUAUAACAUUCUCAGGAUUUGUAACACUUAAGUGAUUGGACAGAAAAAUAUUUUCUAGUGAUUAUGUGUCAGAUGAGUUGCCAUUUUUCUGGUGCCUCUUCUGAUAACAACUACUUUUCAUGUCAAAUAUUUACUGUGCCCAAGUGUAUUCAAUUUAAAUCAUUGUAGAAUAAAUAAAGCAGAGAUGAUUCUGGUAAUGAUGUACCUUAGAAUGUUUUUGUUGAAUUAUAAAUCUUAGUGUAAAUGCCAACUCUAAAAGAUAUUUACAAAGCUUUAUUUUCUGAUUAUUAUGUAGAAUCAGAAAUCUGAGAACCAGAAAGAACCCUUAAAAUCAGGAGUAGGCCCUGCCUUCAAGGAUAGUCUUGGACCCAUUUGUAGAUGAGGAUCAAAUGUGGAGUGGGCCAGAUAACAUACGUAAUUUUGAAGAUCAAGAAGUCCCCAGAGAAGUUUUGAUUAAACCAAUCUAAAUUUAUGGUUUAUUCUUUACUUGAACUUUGUUCAGUUUAUUUUAGGGGAUAAUGAUCAUUUGAAAUGUAACAGGGUGUGGAAGGUGGCCUCCCAGAUGUUUCCCAGUGAUCCUUGAUUCCUGGUCUUCAUGCCUCUAUAUAUUUCCUUCUAUAUUGAAUCAAAGCUGGUAGGUGUGGCUAAUCAAGAAUCGGAGGUGACAGUGUGUGACUUCUGAGGCUAGAUCAUAACAGGUGUUGUUACAUUCAUCUUGAUUUCUUGAAUUUCUCACUCUGUGGGAAUCCAGCUACCGCAUCUUGAGAACACACGAGCAACCCUGUGGAGAAUUCCACAAGGAGAGGAAUUGUGGCCUUGCACCAACAGUCAGCACCAAUUUGCAAACCAUGUGAGUGAACCAUGUUAGAAGUGAUCCUCCAGCCUCAGUCAAGCUGAUAUCUUGACUGGAACUUCACGAGACCCUGAGCCAGAACUGUCUAGCUAAGCCGCCCACAUUCCUGACCCAGAGAAGCUGUGAGCAAUAAUAAAUGUUUAUU
Messenger RNA from Odobenus rosmarus divergens (Pacific walrus), 1823 nucleotides. RefSeq names its product family with sequence similarity 96, member A (gene CIAO2A). Bases 178 to 660 code for a protein of 160 amino acids. Lineage: Eukaryota; Metazoa; Chordata; Mammalia; Carnivora; Odobenidae. The transcript is spliced from 5 exons. The record is from RefSeq and is a predicted model, not a curated record.